Messenger RNA from Ostertagia ostertagi, 414 nucleotides. NCBI's taxonomy places the organism in Eukaryota, Metazoa, Nematoda, Chromadorea, Rhabditida, Trichostrongylidae. The record is from the annotation of a GenBank genome assembly.
AUGGUCAUUUUCAGAUUUGUCAACUAUGUAAACGAAAUUUGUCAAUGCCAACGGCAGACUUCUAUCGUGAAAGCAGUGCAACAGCUUGGAAUUCCCAGUUGGUUGGUGGAGAUCCGGCAUAAUGCUUCUCAUUCACAUGUGCCGCCAAUCGGAACGCUCCGAAAGGCGUUCAUAUUCUGCAGAGAGUGGAUUUGGGUAAGACAUUUCUGGACGCGACAACCCUAUGAGGCGAUGCGAUCAGCUGGUGCAGUGGACACGAAUAGCGAUGUCGUGGCGGCCGAAGCGUCACUACGAGAUCAGAAGAUUCACAACGCAAUUGUAGCAUAUGCCUUAUGGCGGAACAAGCACUCUUCUGAACCAAACGGAAAGGAACCUCCCGUUGUCGAACUGACUCGCUUCGUCAUGCAACAACCA